This is a messenger RNA of Triticum dicoccoides, 1228 nucleotides long. Its product is annotated as ribosome-recycling factor-like. Gene Ontology annotation, molecular function: ribosomal large subunit binding. Bases 134 to 916 code for a protein of 260 amino acids. Lineage: Eukaryota; Viridiplantae; Streptophyta; Magnoliopsida; Poales; Poaceae. The record is from RefSeq and is a predicted model, not a curated record. Gene Ontology annotation, biological process: translation. The transcript has 8 exons. Gene Ontology annotation, cellular component: mitochondrion.
UCUCCCCCAAAGCAGUAAAACCCAUCGAAAGUACAAAACCCUUCUCGCCUCCGCCGCCGCCGCCGCUUGCCGGCGGAGCCCGUAGAACCCCGAGUCCUCUAUAGAGUAUAGACCCCUUCUCGUGAGAACCCUCAUGGCGCUCCUCCUGCGGCGAGGUGCCGCAGUCGCCGCCCGCACCCUGCGCGCUGCCGCCGCCUCCUCAGCUUCCACCUCCGUCCACCGCCUACCGACCGCCGGAUCCCUUGCCGCCGCAAGAAACCUGCCCACCACGCAGUUUUUCCUCCUUGAGAUCCGGAGAGGCUUCGCGAAAGGGAAGAAAUCGAAGAAUGAUAGUCGAAGUGAUACCGUUGAAGCCGCUCCUGAUAUCGGGCCGACUGUCAAAUCGGCCGCGACUGCACAAAUGGACACUGCCGUCGUUGCGCUGUCGCGAGAGCUGAGUAAACUUCGGACAGGGAGAGCUUCUCCUGGCAUGCUUGACCACAUCAUGGUGGAAACUGGGGAUGUUAAAGUUGGAUUGAGUCGUAUUGCUGUUGUUUCUGUCCUAGAUUCGCAUACCCUAUCAGUGAUGCCCUAUGAUCCUAAUACAAUGAAGUCUAUUGAGAAUGCAAUCGCUUCAUCUCCAUUGGGCAUCAAUCCAACACCUGACGGCAGUAGGAUUAUUGCAGCUGUACCUCCAUUGACGAAAGAGACUAUGCAGGCAAUGUGUAAGGUUGUUACUAAAUCUGCUGAGGAUUUCAAGCAAAGUAUUAGAAGAGCACGCCAAAAGGCACUUGAUACAAUAAAGAAAUCUUCAUCUAGCAUGCCAAAGGAUGAUAUAAAGCGACUCGAGAAAGAAGUCGAAGAAUUGACCAAGAAGUUCAUCAAGUCGGCAGAUGAUAUGUGCAAGGCCAAGGAGAAGGAAAUCUCUGGAAGCUGAACCUGUCCAUCUAGCUGAUGUUCUUUCCUUCGUUCACCUUACACAACUUAAAUACCAGUGAUGUUGAGCCACUGAGGUGCUGCAGCCAUAUCAACGAUUAAUUUAUUUUCUUGUGGCAUUGUUAGCAAUUCAAAACAAUGUGAUAGCCAGGACAAGCUGGCAGGUUUGGUGAUGGAACUUGGAUUAUGCUGUAGGUAGUCACGAAUUGAUACUUUGAGAAUGAAAGCUGGUUUAUUGUGAGUCUGUGACCAGCAUGGCUUCUCCUGUUCAGCUGUAGACUAUGUCCAUUAUGGCUAAAUUCUUUCCUGGCCA